Messenger RNA from Striga asiatica, 783 nucleotides. NCBI's taxonomy places the organism in Eukaryota, Viridiplantae, Streptophyta, Magnoliopsida, Lamiales, Orobanchaceae. The record is from the annotation of a GenBank genome assembly.
AUGUUCUCCGACGAGGCCCUUUUCCGGCACUGCCUCCUCUCCCUCUUCCUCAUCACGCCCCCCACCGUCGUCUCCCUCCUCUUCCUCUCUGCCCCCUACGGCCGCCACCGCCGCUCCGGAUGGGGCCCCACCCUCCCCCCGCCGCUCGCCUGGCUCCUCAUGGAGAGCCCCACCGUCUGGCUCACCCUUCUCCUCUUCCCCCACGGCCGGAACCGCCGCGACGCCCGCGCCCUCGCCCUCAUCUCCCCCUUCCUCCUCCACUACCUCCACCGCACCCUCGUCUACCCCCUCCGCCUCCACCUCCAGGCCCGCCGCCGCCGCGGCCGCGGAUCCGGGUUCCCGGCCAGCGUCGCGGCGAUGGCGUUCGUGUUCAACCUGCUGAACGCCUACCUGCAGGCGAGGUGGGUGUCGGAGUACGCCGAUCUCGACGGAGACCGGUGGUUCUGGUGGAGGAUGGCCGCCGGCGGGGCGGUUUUCGUCGGCGGUGCGGCGGCGAACGUCUGGUCGGACGGCGUGUUGAUGGGGUUGAAGGAAAGUGGGGAUGGGUACAGGGUGCCCAGGGGUGGGCUUUUUGAGUGGGUCAGCUGCCCGAAUUAUUUGGGCGAGAUUGUAGAGUGGUUGGGCUGGGCCGUCAUGACGUGGUCGUGGGCUGGGCUUGGGUUCUUCGUGUACACCUGCGCAAACCUAGUGCCGCGGGCCGGGCAGAACCAUAGAUGGUAUUUGGAGAAGUUUGGGGAGGAUUAUCCUACCAAUAGGAAGGCUGUUAUUCCGUUUGUGUACUGA